This is a messenger RNA of Phytophthora infestans T30-4, 559 nucleotides long. RefSeq lists its product as uncharacterized. The transcript is spliced from 4 exons. The record is from RefSeq and is a predicted model, not a curated record. Lineage: Eukaryota; Oomycota; Peronosporomycetes; Peronosporales; Peronosporaceae. Bases 1 to 504 code for a protein of 167 amino acids. Gene Ontology annotation, cellular component: cilium.
AUGAAGAUCGCCAACGACGUUCCACCGUUCAUCGGCACCAACGCGGCGCUGGCUGCGUGUUUGUACCUCGUGGACGUCGGACUUAACUCCUCCAUUGAAUACGGAGAUCUGCCGGGCCAAGACGCAUCGGACAAUAGCAGCGACUCAAUUGUCUCUUUCGUACAGGUGUUACUGCAGAUAGCAGCUCUCGUCAAUCUGCUCUUGUUGCUGGGCGGCACCUUUUUGUUCCGCAGCGGGCUUUUCGGCAUGCUGUACUCCCAUUUCCGUCUUGUGCUGCUCGUACAUCUGCUGUACAUCUGCCUGACCAUUAUCCUAGGCAUUGUUCGAAUGAACUUACUAUCGCCGGGGAAUGAGCAUGUCGAUAUCUGGGACGCUCGAGGCUAUGCAGCGUUUUCGGGCAUUCACAAAAUUGGGGCUCUGUGCUACUACGCCUGCAGUAUCGUUGCGGUCGAGAAACUCCGAAAGCACAAGUACUAUAGUCCCGAAUAUUGGAUGCGAAGAUGAAAGAAAACAACAAAAGUGAAAAAGGAAAAGUAGAUUAACCAUGUAAAAUACAGGC